Dothidotthia symphoricarpi CBS 119687 is the source of this 429-nucleotide messenger RNA. Its product is annotated as multicopper oxidase. Gene Ontology annotation, molecular function: copper ion binding; oxidoreductase activity. The transcript has a single exon. The record is from RefSeq and is a predicted model, not a curated record. NCBI's taxonomy places the organism in Eukaryota, Fungi, Ascomycota, Dothideomycetes, Pleosporales, Dothidotthiaceae. The coding region runs from base 1 to 429 and encodes 142 amino acids.
AUGAAUGCAACUCCCUUCGACCAUCUCACGUUCGACAACACCAACCCACCACACCUCUACCAAAGUCCAGAUGCCAACAACCUCGGUGCUAACUUGACUAUCUUUACAAAGAACAACACAGAGGUUGAUCUGAUUUUCUUCGUUGCAGGUGGUAACCAACCUCCUCACCCUAUUCAUAAGCAUUCGAAUCGUGACUUCAUCAUUGGCAGCGGCGGAGGAUCGUCCAAUUGGACCUCGAUCGUAGAGGCAACCGCAGUCAUUCCUCAGAAUUUAAAUCUUAUGUCUCCGCCGUACCGAGACAACUUUGACACGCCAUCUUCUGCGCUGCGGCCCAUGUGGCUGGCGGUUCGAUACCAUGUUGUCAAUCCAGGAGCAUUCAUGUUGCACUGUCAUAUUCAAAGUCAUUUGAGUGGGGCGUGGCGGUGGUGA